Molecule: messenger RNA, 2953 nt
Organism: Nannospalax galili (Upper Galilee mountains blind mole rat)
Lineage: Eukaryota; Metazoa; Chordata; Mammalia; Rodentia; Spalacidae
Gene: Pus3
Product: pseudouridine synthase 3
Exons: 4
Coding region: 191-1624 (477 amino acids)
Biological process (GO): mRNA pseudouridine synthesis; tRNA pseudouridine synthesis
Cellular component (GO): cytoplasm; nucleus
Molecular function (GO): RNA binding; pseudouridine synthase activity
Source: RefSeq, a predicted model, not a curated record
ACGCAGCCUCUGUCGUGCCGGUGACUUCUGGCGCCGCAUCGAGGGGCUUAGAUUCCGGAACCGGAGCUUAGAGGGCCCUUCGAUGUGCGGUUAACUGCUGCGCUAGAAUUGUUUACUGAAAAGCAGCUGUAACCCAGUCUGGAUGGGAUGGUGGGGUGGAUCUGUGUGAUUUCUUCCUGGGCCCGUCGUCAUGGCUAGAAAUGACACAGAUAGAAACCAGGUUGAGAAGCUCCUAAUCAGAAUAAAAGAACUAGAAUGGGAGGUGGAAAGACUUAAGAAAGAACAGACCAACAACAAAGUCUCAAACCUUAGAGAAAAUUCUUCAGGAUCUGGAAAAGCUAAGCGUGCAUUUGAUUUCAGUGCUCAUGGCCAAAGACAUGUAGCUCUAAAAAUUGCCUAUCUAGGCUGGGGAUACCAAGGCUUUGCAAGCCAGGAAAAUACAAGUAAUACUAUCGAAGAGAAAUUGUUUGAGGCUUUAAAGAAGACCCGACUAGUAGAAAGCAGACAGACAUCCAACUAUCACCGGUGUGGUCGAACAGACAAAGGAGUUAGUGCCUUUGGACAGGUGAUUUCUCUGGACCUACGUUCUCAGUUUCCAAAAAGCAGGGAUUCAGAAGAUCUCAAUUUAAAAGAUGAAGCCAAUGAUGUCGCUAAAGAGAUCCGUUACACCCACAUUCUCAAUCGGGUGCUCCCUCCAGACAUCCGUGUCCUGGCCUGGGCCCCUGUAGAACCUAGCUUCAGUGCUAGGUUCAGCUGUCUUGAGCGGACAUAUCGCUAUUUUUUCCCUCGUGCUGAUUUAGAUAUCAUAACCAUGAAUUGUGCAGCUCAGAAGUAUGUUGGCACUCAUGAUUUCAGGAACUUGUGUAAAAUGGAUGUAGCCAAUGGAGUGAUUAAUUUCCAGAGGACUAUUCUGUCUGCUCAAGUACAGCUAGUGGGCCAGAGCCUGGGUGAGGAGAAAUGGCAAGAACCUUUCCAGUUAUGUCAAUUUGAAGUAACUGGCCAGGCAUUCCUGUAUCAUCAAGUACGGUGUAUGAUGGCUGUUCUCUUUCUGAUUGGUCAAGGAAUGGAGAAACCAGAGAUUAUUGAUGAAUUGUUAAACAUAGAGAAAAAUCCCCAGAAACCUCAAUAUAGUAUGGCUAUAGAAUUUCCUCUAGUCUUGUAUGACUGUAAAUUCGAAAAUACCAAGUGGAUCUAUGAUCAGGAAGUUCAGGAGUUCAAUGUUACCCAUCUACAACAACUGUGGGCUAAUCAUGCUGUUAAAACUCACAUGCUAUACAGUAUGCUACAAGGACUGGACUCUGUUGUGAUACCCUGUGGGGCUGGAACGAAUAUGGAUGAAACAACAGACUGGAGAAAAAUUAAGCCUUCUAUCAUAAAGCAGACCAGUGCCUUCGUAGAAGGAGUGAAAAUGCGCACAUACAGGCCCCUCAUGGAUCGCCCUAAAUGCCAAGGUUUGGAAUCCCGAAUUGAGCAUUUUAUACGUAGAGGACGCAUUGAGCACCCACAUUUACUCUGUAAGGAAGAAAGACAAGCCAAAAAGGACUGUGAUGACACAGAAGAAAAUACUAUUUUAGAGAGACCAACAAAGAGGGUCUGUGUAGAUGCAGAAAUUGAAAGCGUAUAAUCCCAGGAAAUGAGGAUCUGUACCAGGGUCUAGGGAGCAACAACCAGCUAGUAUGUGUAUAAAUGCAAUACCCAAAAAAUCUUAACAAGAAACACCAACAAGAAUUCAACAAAGGCUUAAACAUUCUCUUAUCCCUGUCUAAAAGAAAUGAAACCAAAAGCAAUUGUAGGUUAUAUAUAUCCCUUGAAAUCUGUGCCUCGUGUUCAAAUUCAGUAAAACCUGAUUGUGUAUCUCAUUUAUUAUUGCCACUUUUUUUCAAGGCAGAAGAGAUAUUUCAAGACAAAUCAGAAUUCUUAUUCUCUCAAAAAUUUAAUAGUAUUAAAUUCCAUCAAUUAAAGACUGGCUUGUUUCAGUGCCAGGCAUGAAGCUACCUGAAAUGUCCCUACUGAGUGGGGCAAAACACCUUUUUAUCAGCCAUCUAAGUGUACAGAUUGGCAAACUUUCUUUGAAGGAUUAGAGUAAAUAUUUUAGGUUCUAAAGCAAAUGGUAUGUCAUACAUUCUUUUUAGUGACUUUUUUAGAAAUGUAAGGAACAUUCUUGGCUCUUGGGCCAUAGUUUUUGCCAACUUCUGGGCUGGCAUUUAAGGAAAGUUCAGUUUUACAGAACUGGGAGCUAGUUAAAGAAUAAUGAACUGGAGCUGAGCCAGGUGUGGUGGUGCACACCCUUGGGAUGUGGAGGCAGGACUGGUUCAGGGUCAUCCUCUACUACAUAGUGAAUUCAAGGCCAGCCUGGGCUACAUGAAACCCUGUUUCAAAACAAAAAGCAGCAGCUUUAAGGCAGAGGAUGCAGCUAGGGUUGGAGAUUAUAGCUUAUUCUUAGUGUGGCUUGAGAGUGACAGAAGCUUCGGUAAGCCAUUGUCACAUCUGUAUCUUGAGGGGGUCCCUGAAGUUUUAAAAGAUGGGCUGGAGAGGUGGCUCAGCAUUUAAAGAGCACUGACUGCUCUUACAGAGGACCCGGGUUUGAUUCCUAGCACCCACAUCCAUCCUUAACUCCAGUUCUAGGGGAAUCCAAAGCCCUCUUCUGACCUCUGCGGCAUUGUACGACAUGAGUGCACUCACACACAUAAAAAAAUAAAAACAAGACAGAAGAAUUAUGUGGCAGAAGCACUGCUCUGGGUAAAUAUGGACUAGAAAAGGCUAGAAUGCAGGCUGUUUGAGUAAUCAACAGAGGAUGGUGGCAUGGAGUAACUGUUGUGAGGGGAUGGGGCAAGGUAGGUCAAGCUGAAGUUAGCCAACAGGAUGACUCUGUGGGUGACCCAGAAGUAGGGAGGCUUUCAGGAUAACACUCCAGUUUCAGAUCUGACCACAUGAGUAGCUGGUGGUACCACAA